This is a messenger RNA of Gymnogyps californianus (California condor), 987 nucleotides long. It is a transcript of the gene GPR3, whose product is annotated as G protein-coupled receptor 3. Gene Ontology annotation, cellular component: membrane. Gene Ontology annotation, biological process: G protein-coupled receptor signaling pathway. NCBI's taxonomy places the organism in Eukaryota, Metazoa, Chordata, Aves, Accipitriformes, Cathartidae. The transcript has a single exon. The coding region runs from base 1 to 987 and encodes 328 amino acids. Gene Ontology annotation, molecular function: G protein-coupled receptor activity. The record is from RefSeq and is a predicted model, not a curated record.
AUGAUGGAGGAAGGGCCCCCCAACUCCAGUGAAGGCCAGCAAGGCUGGUUCACGGCCAGAAACGGCAGCGGCAGCUCCUUGGACCUGGAGUCCGUGAUGCAACCCCUCGCCUUGAACCCGUGGGACGUCGUCCUCUGCAUCUCCGGGACCAUUAUCUCCUGCGAGAACGCCAUCGUGGUGGUGGUCAUCUUCUACACCCUGGCUUUCCGGGCUCCUAUGUUCCUCCUCAUCGGCAGCUUGGCCACAGCCGACUUCCUGGCCGGUUUGGGGUUGAUCCUGCAUUUUGCCUUUGUCUACUUCAUCCCGUCGGAGGCGGUCAGCCUGCUCAUGGUAGGGCUCCUGGUCACCUCCUUCACGGCCAGCGUCAGCAGCUUGCUGACCAUCACCAUCGACCGCUACCUGUCCCUCUACAACGCCCUGACCUACUACUCGGAGAGGACGGUCACCAGGACUUAUAUCAUGUUGAUCCUCACCUGGGGAGCCUCCAUCUGCUACGGGCUCCUGCCCGUCAUGGGCUGGAACUGCCUGAAGGAGCCCUCCGCCUGCAGCAUCGUCAAGCCCCUGACGAAGAAUCACCUCAUCAUCCUCUCCGUCUCCUUCUUCAUGGUCUUUGCGGUGAUGCUCCAGCUCUACGUGCAGAUCUGUAAGAUCGUCUGCCGGCACGCCCACCAGAUCGCCGUCCAGAGACAUUUCCUGGCCAGUUCCCACUACGUCACCACCCGAAAAGGCAUCGCCACCUUGGCCGUCAUCCUGGGCACCUUCGCUUCGUGCUGGCUGCCCUUCGCCAUUUACUGUCUCCUGGGGGAUUACAGCUACCCGGCCCUCUACACCUACGUCACCCUCCUCCCCGCCACCUACAACUCCAUGAUCAACCCCGUCAUUUACGCCUUCAGGAACCAGGAGAUCCAGAAAGUGCUGUGGACCGUGUGCUGCGGGUGCUUCUCCUCCACCAUGCCUUUCCGGUCCCGCUCCCCCAGUGACGUCUGA